AUGGAUUUGUCACGACGUUAUCCAUCAACUUAUUUUGUUUUAUUAAUACUUCCAUAUUUAUAUAUUAUAUAUUUGUAUUUAUUAAAAUCGUCAUCAUCAUCAUCAUCAUCAUCAUCAUUCAACAAUUUCAUGCAAAUAAAACCAUCAUCUCAUCGACUAAAAUCAACUCAUACUGGACGAAUUUUAGUUAUUUAUAUUUGGGCUGAUACAGAUGUACAGGCAGUUGGCAAUCUUGAGUUUUUUAUUCGUUAUGGUAUUCAUUCAUCACAACCAGCUGAUUAUUAUUUUAUUCUACAAAAAGUCAAUAAAAAGCCAGUUAAUGAAUCACGUUUACCAUCACUUCCAUCCAAUGCACAUUAUAUUCAACAUGAAAAUGAAUGUUUUGAUUUUGGUACAGUUGGAUGGUUUUUAUCAAGUAAAAUUGUUGAUAUAACUUUAUAUAAAUAUUUUAUCUUUAUGAAUGCAUCAAUACGUGGACCAUUUUUUGCUGCUUAUUUUGAUCAUGAACUCAUGUGGUGGUUUACAGUAUUUAUUCAACGUUUAAAUGAUGAAGUAAAACUUGUUGGUUCAACACUUAGUUGUCAAAUUAAACCACAUAUACAAAGUUAUUUGUUAGUCACUGAUGAAAUUGGUUUAUCUAUAUUAACUGAUGAAAAAAGUGGAGUAUUUAAUUGUAAAAAAGAUUAUAAUGAUGCUGUUGUAAAUGGUGAAAUAGGUGCAAGUCAACUUAUUCUUCUUGCUAAUUAUCAAAUAGCAUCAUUACAAACAAAAUAUCAAGGUUGGGAUUUUCGUAAAAAAGAAAAUUGGGAUUGUAAUAAUCGAGUUAGUCCGAUAUUUAUAGAUAACUCUAUUGAUGGGAUUACACAUGAUCCUUAUGAACUUGUAUUUGUUAAAUAUAAAGGUUUGCCACCAUUUGAUAGUGAUCUUGAACGACGUGCAUUAGUCUAUCAAAAAUGGCUAGAAGGACAACGUACUAAACAAAAAUUUUGA
This is a messenger RNA of Rotaria sordida, 990 nucleotides long. Lineage: Eukaryota; Metazoa; Rotifera; Eurotatoria; Philodinida; Philodinidae. The record is from the annotation of a GenBank genome assembly.